Molecule: messenger RNA, 633 nt
Organism: Wasmannia auropunctata (little fire ant)
Lineage: Eukaryota; Metazoa; Arthropoda; Insecta; Hymenoptera; Formicidae
Product: putative fatty acyl-CoA reductase CG5065
Exons: 3
Biological process (GO): long-chain fatty-acyl-CoA metabolic process
Cellular component (GO): peroxisome
Molecular function (GO): alcohol-forming very long-chain fatty acyl-CoA reductase (NADP+) activity
Source: RefSeq, a predicted model, not a curated record
UAGGUAUAAGGAUUUAUUCGAUCAAAACGAAUUUUUCUAUCGACAUAGCAAAAGUGACAAUCGUUCCGAGUGUUUCAAUAUCUACAUUUUUCUUAAAUUAUCAAAACACAUUAUUUUAUUGUUCAUGUUGGAUUUGAUUUAAGAAUAAUGAAUAAGAUGACCCUUGAGAUGACCACUGAUCCAGCCAAGUCAAUCCCUGCGUUUUACACUGGACAAAGUAUAUUUUUGACAGGUGCAACGGGAUUUCUGGGUAAAGUGCUUAUCGAAAAGGUAUUGCGAUCUUGUCCUGAUGUUCGUGAAAUAUUUCUGUUGAUGCGGCCGAGAAAAGGAUUAUCUAUUAAUGAAAGGCUUGAAAAAAUAUUAAAGUUGCCGUUAUUUGAAAAAUUGCAUGAAGAGCGACCUUCAAAUUUCAAGAAAUUAGUUCCAAUUUCUGGCGAUGCCAGUGAGAAGGAAUUGGGUAUAUCGGCUACGGACAGACAAAUGCUGAUUGAAAGAACGACUAUAAUAAUACACAUAGCGGGAAAUGUAAAAUUUAAUAACACUUUAAAAUAUGCCAUACUUACCAAUACUAGAUCAACGAGAAACAUCUGUAUUUUAGCGCAAAGUAUGAAGAAUUUAAUAGCAUUAGUGCAU